AUGAAUUGUCCUCCUGGUCUGAGAGUUGCUACUACGCCGGCCCGUAACCUCAUCAUCCAAAAAAAUGACAAUGGAAAUAUGACAUUUGGAGGUACGGAUGGAAUAUUUCUAGAAAUCAUACUGAAAGCUUUGCAUCAGAAAUUCAAGCUGGUAAUCUCUCCUGACAACGAAUUAGGUCGCCUUCUACCGAAUGGAUCCUGGACCGGAAUGAUAGGUUUGAUUGAGAGAGGUGAAGCUGAUAUAGCCUAUAAUUGCUUGGCAAUCACUGAAGGCAGAGCCAAAGUGGUUGAUUUCAGUGUAGCUUAUGAUACCGACCAAGUGAUAUUUGCAAUAAAAAAACUUGGAACAUUUACGACACCAAUGUCUUUCAUUUAUCCUUUUGAUUCCGCCGUGUGGAUAUCUACCCUUCUAACAUUAAUGAUAAUGCCUAUAGCAUUCAGAGUCGUUUCACAAGUUCAAGAAACAUAUUUUCACCUCUUUAUAAAGCUUUUAGGGGCUAUCUUAGGCAAGUCUUUAGAUUUAAACGAAGAUUCCUGGAAAUGCAGAAUUCUGAUUUAUUCGUGGAGUAUAUUUUCAUUUAUAAUGGCUUUCAGUUAUACCGCAGUUUUUUUUGCAAUUUUAUCUGUGCCUUCAGAAAUACCUAAUGUAAAAAACUUUGAAGAACUUUCGAAUGCUGUCUCUAAACGAGGUUUCAAAGUUGUGACUGCAAAGGGCUCAGCAGCACACUACUUACUUCUCCACAGCGAGAAAGAACAUUUGAGGCUUAUUGGGGAGGCCAUAUACAGGAAUAAUUGGUACAUAGAUCCUCGAACACCUUUAUUCGAAUCCACAAAAAUAGAUAUAGAUUCAGCACACAUUGGUCUGAAGAGCAAGCUUCAGAUGAUAGCAGGACCUGAAGAAAGGAAACACCAUUUUUUGUCUGAUGAUUCCCUAACCAUACUUCCAAUGGCCGUUGCUAUGAAGAAGAACUUUUGUCUUGCAAGGAAAUUAAAUACUAUCAUCUAUCGACUGAGUAGUGCUGGAUUGUAUCGGAAAAUUCUUAGCGAUGAUCAUUUUCGAAAGUGGUUAGCUUUUUCGGAAAAGCAGAGGGUUGUUCAUCACAAAAUAGAACCUUUGUCUGUGAAAUUACUUUCGGUGGCAUUUGUGAUACUUUCAUGUGGUCUCAUUUUAGGAUUGAUGGCUCUUAUUGGUGAGAUUAUUUAUCAGCAAAAUUUUAAAAAAUUGUAA
Argiope bruennichi is the source of this 1227-nucleotide messenger RNA. Its product is annotated as probable glutamate receptor. Gene Ontology annotation, cellular component: membrane. Gene Ontology annotation, molecular function: glutamate-gated receptor activity. The transcript has a single exon. The record is from RefSeq and is a predicted model, not a curated record. Bases 1 to 1227 code for a protein of 408 amino acids. NCBI's taxonomy places the organism in Eukaryota, Metazoa, Arthropoda, Arachnida, Araneae, Araneidae.